UGGUUAAGCGCGAUCACAUGUCAAAAGUUCAGAAUGUAAACAAUAUGAACUGUGUUGAAGUGUUUUUGGAAAUUUAUUAGCGCGUAAUGAAAAAAAUACGUAUAAAAUUUUUAAGCUCUAAUAUUUUCAUAAUCCAUAACGUUAAACGAAAUCAUGGAUGAUAUGGAGCCCUUUAUGAAUAACGAUAUAUUUAAUGUACGCGACAUCUCUGAAAUAGAAGAUUUCCUAAACAGUUGCGACGGAGAUUUCAUGAAGAAGCUAGAAGAAGAGCUGUCGGUUGUGGAAACAGAUCCUUUAACCGUGGACACGAAAUACAGUCCAAAUGUUUCAUCACCUCAGACAUCACCUUAUUUUAAUACUCAGGGUAAUCCUUUGAUGUCACAACAGCCACAUAACAGAAAACAACAGUUUCAUGCCCAACAGCCAAAGAGCAGUCCAGGUUUGGGGAUGUAUGGAAGGGAAGAAAGUUAUAACUUGGAGCCCAAAAUGGAAACAUCUCCCUUGCCAGAUGUGACGCAAAAUUGUCAGAACCAACCAGCACAGACACCAAUGAUACUGCAACAAGUAAUACAGAGUCCUCUGUACGUUAAUUUAGCUCAGGGAAGCUUACAGAAACUGCCAGACAGUAGGGCGUCCCUUGUACAGUUAGAUGGUAAACAAAGAAAUCAAACUAUCAAACCUCAACAGCCAACACAACAAUUGCUGUUACCAAAUAAUGUGAAAGGUGUUACACCUGUUUUUUUAAAGAGUGCAGAUCCAAAGUUUUCCCCAGUGAUUUUGCAGUCAAAUAUUCUCAAUCCGGAUUCACAGACACUUGUGUAUACCAGUGCACCAGUACAAGGUACAACACAAGGUAUUAUCACAAAUGCUAAAACUGGCAAUGAAAAUCAACCUAUACAUUUAUUUACGAGUAACAGUGGCCCAACAUUACUGACAACUGGGAUACCAUUAGUGCUUGAUGGUGAUAAUUUUGUCACAGGACAACCCAAAGUGAAGGAAGUCAAAAGAAGUGCUCAUAAUGCUAUUGAAAGGAGAUAUAGAACUAGUAUUAAUGAUAGAAUUAUUGAACUUAAGAAUAUGUUAGUUGGUGAAGAAGCUAAGUUAAACAAGUCUGCAAUAUUACGUAAAACAAUAGAUUACAUUAAAUACUUACAAAACCAAAACACAAGAUUAAAGCAAGAGAACAUGGCUCUCAAACUUGUGUGUCAGAAGUCUGGAGUGAAGGAACAGUUGUUUGAAGGAGCAUAUACUCCCCCGCAUAGUGACAUAUCCUCCCCUUACCAUUCACCACAUGGUACGGACAGUGAUUCUCCUUCUUCUCCAGAGUAUAAGGUGGAAGAAAAAUAUUCAAAAGUUGUUAUGGGCAUGGGUGACCACUCCCGUUUAGCCUUGUGUGCCUUUAUGGUUGGACUUUUGGCCUUUAACCCCUUCAGCUCUUUCUUAGGAAACUUUAUGUCUGACUCCUCAUCUCAUGACUAUUCUGCUAGAUUCGACCAAAGAAGAAUUCUAUCAGAAGAUGACUCAGGUUCAAGCAGUUUGUCAUGGGGAACAUGGCUGUUGAAUACGUUCAUAAUUUAUCUUGUGAAUUUCGUAAUACUUGGAGGUUGUCUCAUAAAACUGUUAGUCUAUGGAGAUUCUGUACCAAAAUCACAAUCGAAAGAAGCUGGACUCUUUUAUAAGCAUAAGCGACAAGCAGAUAAUUAUUUGAAAAAGGAUGAUUUGGCGAAUGCUCGUUUAGAACUCCACAGGGCAUUGGCCGCUUGUGGCAAAAGCGUGCAGGCCGGAGGUCAGAGCCAUGUGAAGUACUCGGCACUAAUAUCUGCAAUGUUGCGACAAAUAUUGCAACGGUUGCCUUUUGGCGGGUUCCUUGCAAAGCGAGCUGGAGACUUGUGGAGUGACAGUCCAGCAAGAAGGGCAACCCAACACUGGGCAGCGGAAGUGUCGAGCGUUUCCCACCGGUUAGCGCAACUGGAGAUUUUGUCUAGCCAGAGCAGUAGAGGCGAACGCUUGCUGUUAGCUUUGCAAGCGGUCAACUUCGCUCAAACCACCUCUAACAAACACCUGCUCGCUGAGGCCUACGUCACAGCUGCUUUGGUGUUCAAGGACAAUAUGCCGAAGUUCGGAAACUGGUUGUGUGGAUACUACCUGCGGCUGUGCGUGCGCUGGUGCUGGGAGUCGUGCGCGGAGGGCAGUGCGCGCGUGCGCUGGGCCACGAGCGCGCGCGGCCAGCACUUCCUGCGCACGCGCCGCUGGACCUACGAGCCCAACCCCGCCCACGUGCUGUUCUCGCGCCUGCCCACCUCCACUGACCCACUCGCGUAUGCUAUGAGGGCGUAUCACCUCGAGAUUCUUCAGAAGAGCCUCCAGAUGUUGCUAUGCGCUGAUGAACGCAGCAACACGCGGGACGUGCUGGACCUCGUCAAGCUGAUCACUGAUGACGUUUCCACUGAAACACCGCAUCAUACUGGUUGCUGGGACCCAGUUAUGGAGUGGUGGGCAAACAUCGUGGGCGUAGCGGCGACUUGGUUGCUCGCCGACUCGCAAAAGUCCGCCGACAUCGUGGACAAACUGAACCUCCUGCCCGAAGAACUUGCGAACUCUGAUGACCCCCUACCUAUGGCGCUCCACGCGGCGUACAAAAGCCGCCGCGGCCUGCUCAGCCUCGCGCAUUGCAAAGAUGAACACUCCGUCGAGAGGACUUCCGAUACUAUACUCAAGGUGUGCGAUAUUGCUGGAACCAGGUUAGCAGAUUCGCUGGCUUACUACUGCUGCCGUAAGCCGACGCAACUCAUGAUGCUGAUGCAGGUGCUGUGCUGUGAUUGGGUGCUGGAGGUGCGCGCGGGGGUGUGGGAGGCGAGUCCGGGGGUGGGGGUGAGCCGCGCCGCGAUCACGCCGCCUGCGCCGCAUCGACACCUGCGCGCCUUCCAGAGGGACUUACAUUCACUGCGCCGACUGUCGCAGACACUGCCGUGGGUGACGUCGCGCGUGUUCCUGCAGUCGGCCGUGUGCCGCAUGAUGGCGGGCGCGGCGCCGCGCCGCACGCAGCAGCUGCUGGACGGCAGCCUGCGGCCCCGCCUCAACCGCUCCUCCAUUAUAUGCGGAAAAGAGCGGUCUCUAGAAGGCGGCGGCGGCGAAGGCGAACGCGCGGUGGCGCUGUACAUGGCAUGCAAGCACCUGCCGGGCGCGGUGCUGGCGACGCCGGGCGAGCGUGCCGGCAUGCUGGCGCAGGCCGCCGCCAUGCUGCAGAAGAUCGGCCACCGCAGCCGCCUGCCGCACUGCUACCAUCUCAUGAAGUCCGUCGGCUCGCUGCCCGCCGCCCCCUGAACAAGACUCGAUAUAGGUGUCGGCAGAUAAAAAGAACAUUCAGAAUAAGAAAUGUUUAUUUUGCUAGAAUAUGGUACAUGCAUAUUAUUUACGAGUACAUUGGUCUUAAAGAUUAGGUAAGAUCGCAUAUCUCGCCAAACAUGGCGUGCAAAAUUUAUUGAAUGCAGUCCAGCAUCUCAUCUCACCUUCUUUAACAUAUUAUGUCAUCAUGCAAAAAUUAUUAUUUAUUAAUUAUUAUUUAUUUCUAUCAGUUUCAGUCUUCUUACUGUUUUGGGCCACUUUUUAAUAUCCUGAAUUUUCAAUCAUUUUACCCAUGACAUACCAAUAGACAUGUUACGCUCAUAUUACGUGGCGUAUAUAGGUAAUUCGUGCUCGGUGAUGAUUAAGACAGAAGAUUAAAUAAAUAAAUCAUUCAUUCACACAAAACGCAUGAGUAGUAGUGUAGUACAAAUGUACCCAAGUGUAAUAGUUUUAAGUUUUAUCAAUUUUUACAGAUACGUUUGUUACAUAUCUACUUCUUUUUACAUAAUACAUAAUUUUUUCAUAGCAUUUUACUAAAAAAAACACGUUUUUAUCUACAUUUUUAAAUAUAUUUUACAUAGUAUGCAUACAAAAAAUGCUCUCUCUGCAUUUGUGCUACGACCAUCAGCUAUGAAAAACCUACAGAAUAUGCAUGCUGUAUUUACUAUUACUGUAUAGUAGUUAUAGGCUUUUUAAAUUAGAUAACUCAGGAAUAUAAUUAUUAUGCUAUCAAUUAAUAAUACCUAUAUUAUAAUAAAAUUAUUAUGUACAUAACUAUUUUUUAAUAUAAAUUAAUAGUGUUUUAAUUAGUAAUUAUUAUUUAUGCUUGAUAAUAAUCGACUGUCAAGUAAACAAUAUCACCAACUCACACCUAUUGAAAAUUGUUAUGCAUAGAUUUUAUUAGAAGUUAAUCAACAUACUAUGUAAUAGCAAUACGAUGUAUUAAUAAUACUUUAUAUGUAAUAGUAAUAAGAUGUAUGUAUUGAUAUUUUAAAUAAAAUUUUCUGUAGAGAAA
Messenger RNA from Maniola jurtina (meadow brown), 4360 nucleotides. It is a transcript of the gene SREBP, whose product is annotated as sterol regulatory element-binding protein 1. NCBI's taxonomy places the organism in Eukaryota, Metazoa, Arthropoda, Insecta, Lepidoptera, Nymphalidae. Gene Ontology annotation, cellular component: nucleus. Gene Ontology annotation, biological process: regulation of transcription by RNA polymerase II. The transcript is spliced from 16 exons. Bases 154 to 3324 code for a protein of 1056 amino acids. Gene Ontology annotation, molecular function: DNA-binding transcription factor activity, RNA polymerase II-specific; RNA polymerase II cis-regulatory region sequence-specific DNA binding; protein dimerization activity. The record is from RefSeq and is a predicted model, not a curated record.